AAACAAGAUUGCAUAAGCCAUGCAUUCAAUUUUAUUACUGUGGUGGUGUGGAGGCCGCAUAAACAUGGCUCUACGAUUGUUAUCUUCGCCACUUCUUGGACACUGGUUUAGUAAUCGACUAUUUCUGAUAAGAUAAAGCUAGAACGAUGAGAAAUCAUAAAUAUCGAGUUCCAAUUAAUACCUAAUUCAAUACACAUCUCACCCUCCAAAAUGAAGACUUUGAUUUUAUUGUUAAGUAUUUCCUACGCAACGGCUUGGCUGGAUUUAAAUGAAUUUCCAAACUUCUACCCAUUUGAUAGAGAAUUGCAUAAAAGGGUGCUAAAUUCAGAAUUAUGUGAAAAACAGUUAAAUUAUCUGAGGGAUAACGAUAGCACACUACUUUUAAACUUUCUCGAUGCAGGGGCAAGAAUUCCAAAAGGAGUUUUUGGAGGCAAUUUUCGGGACAUGGGUAAUUUUUACCAAUGCCUCGGCAUAAGGAAGCGCGUUGAAAAUAUGGAUAUAGAAGGAAAGUACUGCACAAUAAAUAUCCCCCUCACACCCGAUAUACCAUUUGGUAUAACCGAAGUGUCACCAAAACCUCUUAAAUGGUCAACCUUAAUUGAACUCGUGACACAAAACAAACACAACUAUUUUAAUCAAUCCACGGUUGAUCAAUUCAGUGGUGCAAAAUACUUGUCAUACGCUCCUUAUGUCAUGAAAUCAACGAGUAGGUCGGCCCGAGACACGGUUCAGACCAUAGAGGUCCAAUUAGCUUUAUGUAUUCCAAAAGCUUGCACCACGAGCGAGGUUUUAAACAAAGUGGGAAACAUCACCACCUUAGGUCUUCAAUAUGAGGACAAUUUAUGCCGACUUCCCAACGACAAGCAUUGGGUGACUGCAGAUUACAUAGCCAUCGUUGUUUUUUCAACAUUUGGAUUAAUUAUAUUGUUAAGUACGACGUAUGAUUUACAUCAUAUUUUUUACUUAAAAAAAGCUUUUAAUGACAAGAAUAUGUUUCGCAUUUUUUCUGCGUUUACAAAUUUGUCUAUGUUAUGUAACUUGACAAAUAAACGUGCAUCAUUGCAAUGUCUCGAUGGUAUUCGAGCAAUCGCCAUUUUUUGGGUGAUCAUUGGACAUGCUUUUGUAGCGAGUAAUAUAACUGCGUUUAACUUCCUUGAUAUUCAAGAGUGGCUAUCUUCUAUAAAGUCGAUAUGGAUAACGGGAGCACCCAUCACAGUGGACACGUUCUUUAUGAUCAGUGGACUGCUACUGGUAUACACCAGUAUGCCUAAAUAUACGAGCCUGGGACUACUGAAAAACCUUCACGUUUUCUACUUGAGCAGAUUAUUGCGAAUGUUUCCCGUGUUGGCAUUAGCGGUUCUCUUCGAGGCAUCGCUCUAUAACAGAAUAUCAGACGGCGCAUUUUGGCAUGUCGCGGGGAAUGGCGUUCACACCUGCAGAGCUCUUUGGUGGAGCACACUGCUGCAUCUUCAGAACUUUGUUAAUCCAUUAGCAGAAUGUCUCCCAGUUACCUGGUACCUAGCAAUCGAUGUCCAGCUCCAUAUUAUUUCACCAAUAGUUCUAUUUUGGUUACUUCGAGGUAGUAAAAGAACAUCUUGGACAGCUCUCAUCAUAGGAUUCUUGGUGUCUAUAGCUAUUGCUACUACAUACAUAUUUCUAACAGAUGUCCAUAGAAAUUAUUUUGUGUAUUACUACGUAAAUGUAUUAGUCCGUUCACCACCAUUUUUCGUGGGUAUGAUAGUUGGAUACUGUCUCCGUGUUUAUAGGGAUAGAGAGCUUAAUAUUUCAACGAUUCUCAGCGCAUGUAUGACCACUAUUAGCCUUGUAUUAUUGUGCUUAGUAAUAUACGUGAACUUCUUAAAGGACUACAGUGCUCAUAGCAAAAACUGGGCUAAUAGCUCUGUCGCUAACAUAAUUGACUCAUUCACUCGAUCUAUUUGGUCUGCGGCUUUAGGUUGGAUCAUAUUUAUGUGCGUGAACGGAUAUGGUGGCCCCAUUAAUAAAUUCCUGAGCAUGGAUAUGUGGAAGAUAGCAUCUCGAAUUUCUUAUGCGAUGUAUAUAAUCCAUUUCUCAGUUAUAAAUGCAUAUUUUUCUUCUAUGGUUGAAAAUCAUUACUUUACAGUUGGGACGACCGUAUUCAUAUUCUUCUCGUGCUCGGUCGUUACAGUAGUGGUUUCGAUUCUCUUGACUGGACUCAUUGAAAUACCCUUUUCUAUACUGUUCAAGCAUAUGCUGGAUAAAGUUAGUGUUAACUAUGAAAAACCCUUAGUUAAACCCUCAAGACCUGUUGAAAUUGAAAAUUCUAAUAGCAAUGGAAAUAUUAAUGACGGAUUUCUUUGUGAAGAAACGAAAUCUAAAACUAACCUAUAACUAAGACAAGAACGCAGUUAUGUUUGUGAGGUUGUAGAGGUAACUCGGUAAUGGUGUCUGGAUCUACUUCAUUCUAUAAUAACAAGAAUACUUUUAUGACUUAGUUAUUUUUUUUACACUACACACACCCUUAUUAAAUAUAACACAACAGGCUUGGUUUUUUUAAUAUGAAACAUGAUUUGUGUUUAGAUUGAUCUGAUAUGUCAUUGAAUGAUUUUUAGUGUUUAGUUUAAGGGCUACUUAUUCAAUAUAACUUUAUGUAUUUUAUCACAAACCACAGUGUACGAUUCUGGAUGGCUCGAAGGACCAAAAUGUACGGUUGCUGGGUCAUCGGGGUGCUUUAAAUAAUAGAGGUUUCUUGUUUUACUCUAUAUUACCAGUCGCGUAUUACAAUAGAAUAUGAGUGAAAUAAUGCCGUGCUAAUUGCGAUAUACCUAUGUCUGGCUAUGCUCUCGGGGUGUAACUCCCAUGAUUUAGUUAAUUACUUUGAAACGCAUAACUAUAAUGUAGAAGAGAGUGCCUGCGCCUGGCUAUACUCUCGGGUCAUAACUCCAACGAUUUAGGAAAUCGUGAAGCUUAUAAGUGAUCAAAAUGUACACCAUGGCAUGUACAUACAUAGGAAUUCGUCACGAUUGUAAAAGAGCAAAAUGAUCCCAAUGUACGUGCCAAGGUCCGUAACCAUCACGCUUAUAAAACUAAGUAAGCCUGAGUGAGCAAAAUGUACAGCCUUGGCUCGUACACACAGUAUACAAUAUAUAUAUUGAUAUAUAUAAUUGCUUCAGCGAAAUGUCUGUAAUCGCCUUUUAAAGUGAUGAUUAUAUUGUCCAUAACCGAAUAUAAUAUUGACUAUUGACCGAUAAUGUAAUAUUGACGAAUACAAUCAAUAAAAUAAAUUGAAAAAAAACCAACCACCUUAA
Pieris brassicae (large cabbage white) is the source of this 3287-nucleotide messenger RNA. Its product is annotated as O-acyltransferase like protein-like. The transcript has 12 exons. The record is from RefSeq and is a predicted model, not a curated record. The coding region runs from base 211 to 2370 and encodes 719 amino acids. Gene Ontology annotation, molecular function: acyltransferase activity, transferring groups other than amino-acyl groups. NCBI's taxonomy places the organism in Eukaryota, Metazoa, Arthropoda, Insecta, Lepidoptera, Pieridae.